Rhizopus microsporus ATCC 52813 is the source of this 576-nucleotide messenger RNA. RefSeq names its product CS-domain-containing protein. The record is from RefSeq and is a predicted model, not a curated record. Bases 1 to 576 code for a protein of 191 amino acids. Gene Ontology annotation, cellular component: cytoplasm. The transcript has 4 exons. Gene Ontology annotation, biological process: protein folding. Lineage: Eukaryota; Fungi; Mucoromycota; Mucoromycetes; Mucorales; Rhizopodaceae.
AUGUCUGAUACUGAAGAUUACGUAAAACCUGACGAACGCGAAACAGAACAAGAGAGACUCGAAAGAGAGAGAGAAGCCAAAGAACAGGCAGAAUUACCCUACACUUGGAAACAAACUCUCCAAGAUGUCGACGUGACCAUUCCGGUUCCCAAGGGCACACGUAGCCGAGACGUCAUUGUUGAUAUCAAAAAGAAUCAUUUCAAAGUGGCACUCAAAGGACAAGAUCCUAUUGUUGAGGGUGAGCUGUGUCAAUCAGUAAAAGUAGACGAUAGCACAUGGACUAUUGAAGACCAAAAGGAAAUACUCGUUCACCUCGAAAAAGUAAACCAGAUGCAGUGGUGGGAAAAUGUGGUCAAGGGCGCGCCCAAGAUCAACACACAAAGGAUUCAACCAGAGAAUUCCAAGUUGAGUGACUUGGAUGGAGAGACAAGAGCUAUGGUUGAAAAGAUGAUGUUUGACCAACGUCAAAAAGCAAUGGGUUUACCAGAUAGCGAUACAUUAAAGAAGCAGCAAAUGUUUGAAAACUUCAAGAAGCAGCAUCCUGAAAUGGAUUUUAGUAAUGUAAAGCUGACAUAA